AUGGCCAGCAAUUUCACUUCAAUCCCUGUCCUUGACUACCCAUCUUCCCUAUCUCCUAGCACCAAACCCGCAUUCCUUGCGGAGCUCCGAGAUGCUUUAGUUGAAGUUGGGUUUUUUCAAGUCAGAGAUCCUCCGAUACCACACAAACUGCAGCAGGAUGCCUUGCGCCUAUCUGCGCAGUUCUUUGACCUCCCGACCGAAAAGAAGCUCGAUAUUGAAAAUGUACACAGUAAACGCUUUCUUGGCUACAGCAGGAUCAACAGCGAGAGUACUGCCUCAGGAACGGAUUACCUGGAGUCCAUUCUGUUAGGUCCUAAUCUUCCCGAGCUGGGGCCAGAGGAGCCUGUCUAUCUUCAUCUACAGGGCCCGAGCCAGUGGCCGGACGAAGUCUCAGUACCUGGCUUCCGCGAUGUUUUGGAAGCUUAUCAUUCGCAACUUCAAGACUUUUCUAUUGAAUUCGCCAAACUGAUAGCAGAAGCAUUGGAAAUGCCCCUUGACACACUGACUAAGCUUCUCGGACAGCCUCUGUUUAGCCGCUUGAAACCCACAAGAUAUCUUCCACCAUCCUUGAAUCCUGCCGCUGAGGAUGGGAGUCAUGGUAUAGGCCCUCAUAAGGACAUCGCCUUCAUGACAUAUUUACUUCAGGGUGGAACUCACAAUUGCCUGGAAGUUCAAAACAAGUUAGGACACUGGGUUCCGGUACCCCCCGUGCCUGGAGCGUUGGUAGUUAACAUUGGUCGGUUGUUGGAAGUAAUCACUGGUGGAGUCUGCGUGGCUACAACUCAUCGAGUAAUUCUGAAACCACAGGGUUUUGUAGAUGGCGAUGGCAAGAGUCUGGGCCCUCGGAUCUCUUUACCCUUCUUCCAAUUUGUCAAUCCUCGUCUUACGAUUGAUGACGUCUCGGUAGACGUCCCGCAUCACAUCAAGGACUUAGUCCCUGACCAGGUUGCGACUACAGAGGCAGAGACAUUCUUCUCGGGGCUUUUCAAUAAUUGCAUUGGGGACAACAUCUUUGUUAACCACCUCACGACUUACCCUAGGGUUGGGAAGAGAUGGUACCCUGACUUGAUGCAGCUAGCGAGUGAGAAGCAGGCGGAAUCGAAGCGGCUGGAUGAGCAGAGGCGAGCGACUGAGGGACAUAUCUGA
Messenger RNA from Fusarium pseudograminearum CS3096, 1146 nucleotides. RefSeq lists its product as uncharacterized. The coding region runs from base 1 to 1146 and encodes 381 amino acids. The record is from RefSeq and is a predicted model, not a curated record. Lineage: Eukaryota; Fungi; Ascomycota; Sordariomycetes; Hypocreales; Nectriaceae. The transcript is spliced from 3 exons.